Molecule: messenger RNA, 758 nt
Organism: Scaptodrosophila lebanonensis
Lineage: Eukaryota; Metazoa; Arthropoda; Insecta; Diptera; Drosophilidae
Exons: 3
Coding region: 9-614 (201 amino acids)
Source: RefSeq, a predicted model, not a curated record
UAGUAAUAAUGUCUGAAUUUGGUAAUAUUUCUAUAUCUGCAUCUAUAUCGUUUUCAUACCUGGACCUGAUAUCAAGCAUGUUGCUGCGUGAUACGAAAGAGUUGGAAGCGGAUUAUCAGACCAAACUACAAUACGUGAUUGAGAAGGAACAAAAUUUAAUGCUAACUAAACAAAAUCUUGAGAAAAUUCAUAAAUCAAUUAACAUGAUCAAGAAUUGUGUGAUGAAACUGGAACUAGAAUUGCAACAAAAUGAUUGCAUAAUGGUUAAAGCAGAGCGUGCACUUACGGAUAUUGAGGAAUUGCUUCAGAGAUUUGAUGGAAAAGACUGCAAUUUCAACGAGAGGAGUGAUUAUAUGGAGUUCAUGGAACUACUUCUUUCAGCUCAAUCCUUCACGGCAAAGCGGAAGCUUUUGAAGAAAAGAUUAGAACGUUAUAGAAAAUAUCUGACAGCACAUGCCAAGCCGAAAAAUAUUUCAAUAUUUAAAAAGAAGACCUGUAUUAUUGGCAUUGCGGACUGUCAUUGCAAAGCGUUGAUGCAAAUUGAAGGCUUAAUUACGGAUUUGAAAAUGCAAUCUAACGAAAUUUCUCAGAUGUUUGAUGAUGAAAAAAAAUGAAUGUAACUUGUUUAGCUGCCUCCAAUACUUUUUACAGACUCUUGAGGCCGUUAUCCUAAAAAGGAAGCUAACAUAACCUUAUUUUUAAAGUAAAAUUUUUAAUUUUUGCGGUAUACAUAGAAUAUACAUAUGUAUAAAGUUGUA